This is a messenger RNA of Anopheles bellator, 7726 nucleotides long. It is a transcript of the gene ACC, whose product is annotated as acetyl-CoA carboxylase. Gene Ontology annotation, biological process: fatty acid biosynthetic process. The transcript is spliced from 9 exons. The coding region runs from base 8 to 6751 and encodes 2247 amino acids. Gene Ontology annotation, molecular function: ATP binding; acetyl-CoA carboxylase activity; metal ion binding. The record is from RefSeq and is a predicted model, not a curated record. Lineage: Eukaryota; Metazoa; Arthropoda; Insecta; Diptera; Culicidae.
GCCUAGUAUGUCCCAUGGCACGGGACUGGGAUUGCAGCGUGGCCAGGAACGUGACUUUGUCCUAUCGACAACUGAAGAGUUUGUUAAGAAGUUCAACGGGACCCGGGUGAUCAAUAAGGUUUUGAUAGCAAAUAAUGGUAUCGCCGCAGUAAAAUGCAUGCGCUCCAUUCGGCGCUGGUCGUACGAGAUGUUCAAAAACGAGCGCGCGGUUCGCUUUGUGGUGAUGGUAACGCCAGAAGAUUUAAAGGCGAACGCCGAGUACAUCAAGAUGGCCGACCACUACGUCCCUGUGCCGGGUGGCUCGAACAACAACAACUACGCAAACGUGGAGCUAAUCCUAGAGUUGGCACUUCGUACCCAGGUGCAGGCUGUGUGGGCCGGUUGGGGCCAUGCGUCCGAGAAUCCGAAACUGCCGGAUAUGCUGCAUCGCAAAGGCCUUGUGUUUCUGGGACCGCCCGAACGUGCGAUGUGGGCGCUUGGUGAUAAGGUUGCCUCAUCGAUCGUGGCCCAAACAGCUGACAUUCCCACCCUUCCGUGGUCCGGUUCGGAGCUAAAGGCGCAGUACAGUGGAAAGAAGAUAAAAAUUUCCAGCGAACUCUUCGCGCGCGGAUGCGUGACAACUCCGGAGCAGGGUUUGAUUGCGGCCGGCAAAAUCGGCUUUCCGGUGAUGAUCAAAGCAUCGGAGGGCGGCGGUGGAAAGGGCAUUCGCCGUGUAGAUGCCGCGGAAGAGUUCCCGGCCCUUUUCCGUCAGGUGCAGGCCGAAGUGCCCGGGUCGCCCAUUUUCGUGAUGAAACUGGCACGCGGAGCACGCCAUCUGGAGGUGCAGCUCUUGGCCGAUCAGUAUGGAAACGCGAUCAGUCUUUUCGGUCGCGAUUGCUCAAUUCAAAGGCGUCAUCAGAAGAUCAUCGAGGAAGCUCCGGCCGUCAUUGCCGACCCGGCAGUGUUUGAAGACAUGGAAAAGGCAGCGGUGCGUCUGGCGAAAAUGGUGGGCUACGUGAGCGCGGGAACGGUCGAGUAUCUCUACGACUCGGAGGGGAAGUAUUUCUUCCUCGAGCUCAAUCCACGGUUGCAGGUGGAACACCCCUGCACAGAGAUGGUGGCCGAUGUCAAUCUUCCGGCCUGCCAGUUGCAAAUCGGCAUGGGUAUACCGCUCUAUCGCAUUAAGGACAUUCGGCUGCUGUACGGUGAAAAUCCGUGGACCGGCACGGUAAUCGACUUUGACACACCGGCGCACAAACCGCGGCCUUGGGGACAUGUUAUUGCGGCACGAAUUACGUCCGAAAAUCCGGACGAAGGCUUCAAGCCGAGCUCUGGCACCGUGCAGGAGUUGAACUUCCGCUCGAGCAAAAACGUGUGGGGCUACUUCAGUGUGGCGGCGUCCGGUGGACUGCACGAAUUUGCCGAUUCCCAGUUCGGACAUUGCUUUUCGUGGGGCGAAAAUAGACAACAGGCGCGCGAGAAUCUCGUGAUCGCACUGAAAGAGCUCUCCAUUCGGGGUGAUUUCCGCACGACCGUGGAGUACCUCGUGACACUACUCGAAACCAAUAGCUUCUUGGACAACACCAUCGACACGGCGUGGCUGGAUGCACUGAUUGCGGAGCGUGUGCAAUCGGACAAACCGGAUAUUCUGCUGGGUGUGGUCUGUGGAUCGCUGCACAUCGCUGAUCGUACAAUUACGGAUGCAUUCUCCAGCUUUAAGAGCUCAAUGGAAAAGGGUCAGAUACAGGCGGCGAACACUCUGACGAACGUGGUGGAUGUCGAGCUCAUCGCCGAGGGUGUACGAUAUAAGGUGCAGGCAGCGAAGAGUGGACCGAACACCUACUUCCUCGUGAUGAACGGUGGGUUCAAGGAGGUGGAAGUGCAUCGUCUGUCGGACGGAGGAAUGCUGCUGUCGAUGGAGGGGUCGAGCUACACAACCUACAUGAAAGAGGAGGUUGAUCGUUACCGGAUCGUGAUCGGAAAUCAGACGUGCGUCUUCGAAAAGGAGAACGAUCCGUCGCUGCUACGUUCGCCAUCGGCCGGUAAGCUGAUAAGCCUGCUCGUUGAGGACGGGGCGCACGUUUCAAAGGGCCAGAGCUACGCCGAAAUCGAAGUGAUGAAAAUGGUGAUGACACUGAAGGCGAACGAGGCAGGCACGGUGACGUUCGUCCGUCGUCCGGGGGCCGUACUCGACGCCGGCACAUUGAUCGGCCACCUGGAACUGGAUGACCCGUCGCUGGUUACCAAGGCCCAACCGUAUAAGAGCGCCUGGCCUACCAUCGAGAACGUGCAGAUCCCGGAAAAUUUGAACCGGGAGCACUCGGGCUACAAGAUUAUCCUAGAGAACACGCUGGCUGGAUACUGUUUGCCCGAUCCGUACAACCCUCCGCGGCUGCGCGAGAUAAUCGAAAAGUUCAUGCAAAGUCUGCGCGAUCCGUGGUUACCGUUACUGGAGUUGCAGGAGGUCAUCGCAUCCAUUUCGGGUCGCAUACCGCUGUCUGUGGAGAAAAAGAUUCGCAAAAUGAUGCAGCAGUACAAACACAACAUCACCAGUGUGCUGGCCCAGUUUCCUUCGCAAAUGAUUGCGAGCGUAAUUGACUGUCAUGCGGCCACGCUGCAGAAGCGAGCCGAUCGCGACGUGUUCUUCAUGACGACCCAGGGUAUCGUGCAGCUGGUGCAGCGCUACCGCAACGGUAUUCGCGGACGAAUGAAGGCUGCCGUUCACGAGCUGCUCAAGCAGUACUAUGCGGUCGAAUCGCAGUUCCAGCACGGCCAUUAUGACAAGUGUGUAGCGGCGAUCCGCGAAAAGCACAAGGAUGACAUGGACGUAGUGGUGGGCACGAUAUUCUCGCACAGUCAGGUGGCAAAGAAGAACCUGCUCGUCACGCUCUUGAUCGAUCACCUGUGGGCCAACGAGCCGGGUUUGACGGACGAACUAGCGGCUACGCUUAGUGAACUGACUUCGCUCAAUAGAGCGGAACACUCGCGUGUGGCAUUGCGUGCUCGCCAGGUGCUGAUAGCAGCCCACCAACCGGCCUACGAGCUGCGCCAUAAUCAGAUGGAGUCCAUCUUUUUGUCCGCCGUUGACAUGUACGGCCAUGACUUCCAUCCGGAGAACUUGCAGCGCUUGAUACAGUCCGAAACGUCCAUCUUUGAUAUUCUACACGAUUUCUUCUACCAUUCGAACCGUGCGGUGUGCAAUGCGGCCCUGGAAGUGUACGUACGUCGUGCGUACACAUCGUACGAACUAACUUGCCUGCAGCAUCUCGAACUGUCCGGCGAGGUUCCACUAGUCCACUUCCAAUUUCUGCUUCCCACUGCCCACCCAAAUCGGUACAACUUGGAAGGUAACGACCCGGAUGCCAUUCCGGACUCGUUCAUGCGCACCGGUUGCAUGGCUGCGUUCGACUCGUUCGAGGACUUUAAUCAAUAUUCGGACGAAAUUUUGGAUCUGCUCGAAGACUACGCUUCGCCGGUGUUUGUCAAUCCGAAAGUGCUUGAAGCUGUCGACGGCGGGGAUUCGGAUCGCCGGAUGAGUACCUCGAUCAACGUGUCCAUUUCUGAUCAAGUCAACCGUACGCAUUCUUGUCGCGUUUGUUUUGUAGCUCGACCAUCGGAAGCGAUUCACAUUCUUAGUAUCGCUGUCCGUGAUAUGGGCGAUAUGGACGAUCAUCAGAUGGAGCAAGUUUUUGGCGCGUUCUGCAAUCAGCACCGGGAGGAAUUGCUGAGUCGGCGCGUGAGAAGAAUUACGUUCGCCGCCCUUAAAAAACGCCAGUUCCCGAAAUUUUUCACAUAUAGAGCUCGCGAUCAGUUUGAAGAGGAUCGCAUCUAUCGUCACCUCGAACCAGCGUGCGCCUUCCAGUUAGAAUUGAACCGUAUGAAGACCUACGAUCUGGAGGCACUGCCUACCGCAAACCAGAAGAUGCACCUGUACCUUGGUCGUGCAAAGGUUCCGAAGGGGCAGGAGGUAACCGAUUUCCGGCUCUUUAUCCGUUCGAUCAUCCGUCACUCGGACCUGAUCACCAAAGAGGCUUCAUUCGAGUAUCUGCAAAACGAGGGAGAACGAGUGCUGCUGGAAGCGAUGGACGAGUUGGAGGUGGCGUUCUCACACCCGCAGGCUAAGCGCACCGAUUGCAAUCACAUUUUCCUCAACUUUGUCCCGACUGUCAUUAUGGAUCCGGCCAAAAUUGAAGAAUCCGUCACAAAGAUGGUGAUGCGCUACGGGCCGCGGCUUUGGAAGCUGCGUGUUCUGCAGGCUGAACUGAAGAUGGUGAUCCGUCAGACGCCCCAUUCACCAACCACCUCGAUACGGCUGUGUAUUGCGAACGAUUCUGGCUACUUCUUGGACAUCGCUAUGUACGCCGAGGUGACAGAUCCGGAAACCCACGUCAUCAAGUUCCAAGCGUACGGCAAUCGCCAAGGACCGCUACACGGACUGCCCAUUUCGUCACCGUACAUGACCAAAGACUUUCUUCAACAGAAGCGCUUCCAGGCGCAAUCCAAUGGCACGACUUACGUGUACGAUAUUCCGGACAUGUUUCGUCAAAUGACCGAGCGGCUGUGGAAAGAGUUUUCCAAAGCUCGGCCAACCGAAGACAUUCGGAUUCCGGAGAAAAUUUUGCUCGAAUGCAACGAACUCAUUCUGAACGGUGACAGCCUUGAGGAGAUUCAGCGUUUGCCGGGAGAGAACAACGUUGGCAUGGUCGCGUGGCGUAUCGUGCUGGCAACGCCCGAAUUUCCGGCCGGGCGUGAAGUAAUUGUGAUCGCCAACGAUCUGACCUACCUGAUUGGUUCUUUCGGUCCACAAGAAGACUUGCUCUUCUGCAAGGCGUCGGAACUUUCGCGCCAGCGCAAGUGUCCGCGAAUUUACAUUUCGGUUAACAGUGGUGCCCGCAUCGGGCUGGCGGAAGAGGUGAAAUCGUUGUUUAAGGUCGCCUGGGAGGACCCAGAGGAGCCGGAGAAAGGUUUCAAAUAUCUCUACCUUACCACCGACGACUACAGCAAGAUCGCCAAUACAAACUCUGUCCGUGCGAUCUUGAUCGAGGAUGAAGGCGAACCACGGUACAAAAUCACCGAUAUUAUUGGCAAAACGGAUGGGCUGGGCGUGGAAAACCUUCGGUACGCGGGCAUGAUCGCGGGAGAAACUUCGCGCGCAUACGAAGACGUUGUUACCAUCUCGAUGGUGACAUGUCGCACGAUCGGUAUCGGUUCGUACCUGGUUCGGCUGGGACAACGAGUCAUUCAAAUCGAAAACUCUCACAUCAUUCUGACCGGUUUCGCGGCACUCAACAAGUUACUGGGGCGCAAGGUGUACGCAUCGAACAACCAGCUCGGUGGCAUCCAGAUUAUGCACAACAACGGCGUUACGCACAAAACCGAGGCCCUCGACCUGGACGGUGUUUACACGAUCCUUCACUGGUUGUCGUACAUUCCAAACAUGCGUGGUGGUCUGCUACCGAUCGUGUCAUCAAGCGAUGCGAUUGAUCGAAUGAUCGAUUUCACGCCAACCAAGGCACCGUACGAUCCGCGUUGGAUGCUCGCCGGGCGGUACAAUCCCGCCAAUCCCGCCGACUGGGAGACGGGUUUCUUCGACCGGGGGACAUUCACCGAGAUCAUGGAAGCGUGGGCGCAGACAGUAGUUACGGGACGAGCAAAGCUGGGUGGCAUUCCGGUCGGAGUGAUUGCUGUUGAGACGCGCACGGUUGAAGUGACCAUCCCGGCGGAUCCGGCCAAUCUCGAUUCGGAAGCAAAAACGUUCCAGCAAGCGGGGCAAGUUUGGUUCCCCGACUCAUCCUUUAAAACCGCCCAGGCAAUCAAAGAUUUCGGGCGUGAAGAGUUGCCGCUCAUCAUUUUGGCCAACUGGCGCGGCUUUUCUGGUGGACAGAAGGAUAUGUACGAGCAAAUUGUUAAGUUUGGAGCGUACAUAGUCGAUGGAUUGCGAGAGUACACACAGCCUGUUAUCGUGUAUCUUCCACCUAAUGCGGAGCUACGAGGCGGUGCGUGGGCUGUUCUCGAUCCAACUAUCAAUCCACGCUACAUGGAAACGUACGCCGAUCCAGAAUCCCGUGCCGGUGUUCUAGAACCGGAAGGCAUUGUGGAAGUGAAGUACAAGGAAAAAGAUAUCAUUAAAACGGUACACCGUCUCGAUCCCAUGGUCCUAGACCUAAAACAGCAGCUGGCAGCCGCUGGAGAUAACAAGGAGAUGGUGGAUGAUCUGGAGGGCAAAAUAAAGACACGAACGAACGCGCUGCUGCAAAAUUAUCAUCCGGUGGCAGUGCACUUUGCCGAUCUGCAUGAUACUCCGGAGCGAAUGCUCGAGAAAGGCUGUAUAAGCGAGAUCGUACCGUGGCGCAACUCACGUUGUUUGAUCUACUGGCGUUUGCGGCGUCUCUUACUCGAGGAACACUUCAUCAAGCAGAUGCUAGAGGUGCAGGAAGGGUUAGCGGUUGGACAAGCCAAGUCAAUGUUGCGGCGCUGGUUCGUCGAGGAUAAGGGUGCAACGGAAGCAUACCUUUGGGAGUCCAAUCAACCGGUGGUGGAUUGGUUAGAGAAUCAGAAACGACCCGACUCCACCGUUAGUCGUAACAUUAACGCAGUUAAAAAGGACGCAAUAAUCUCACAGAUACAAAAGUCCUUGAAUGAUUGUCCAGAGGUGGCCCUAGAUGCGGUGGUGGGAAUGUGUCAGGCAUUAUCGCCAGCACAACGAGGAGAAGUGGUCAAAACGCUGGCACAGCUGGAGUUCACCGAGAAAGAACAUGGCAACAUUGGAUGACAACGUUUCAGCUACUCAUAACGCAAACGGUCGAGAAGGAAACGAUAGGUUGGCUAUCAACGCAACGCAGGGCAUGGUUACAGCGUAGCACCUUUUACUGGAAAGGUUCCACUAUGGAUUGGGGGGAAGUGUAACAGUUAGGCACAGUAGAUAAUAAGGAGACAACAAUUAAGAGACCAUCGGGAAACGUUCGUGUUCAACUGCAACGCCACCACAAACAUCUACGAGAAACUGCUAGUGUUCUACAAUUAUUACUGGUCUUUUUCAUUGUGGCAGGCACGCACAUAGCAAGGAUCGAAUCGGAAAUAAUAUUCGCAGGAAUUCCGUCUCCUCCAGGCUUCAAGCAUGAAUUAGCAGCGCACAUUUAAAAGUGAGGUAGGAUUUCUGCAUUGCACGAGAAAAAGAAGAAAAUAUUUAAACAUGUUAAACAGCAGGCACAUUCAAAAUGUAUUUUCAAAUCUUACAUUUAGGCGCUCCACAACGUAACACAACACUAAAGACAUCCAAAAACACAACAAAUGUUCACGUUGGGAAUCGUAACGAUCAAAGCAACGCGAAUUAAAAAAGCAAAUAACAUAGAAUUCAGAGACCUCCAAAAAUGCGGACACGAUGAAUCCGUGCGUUCUGUAAAGUAUAUUGAGUUAUAAGCGUCGUUCGUUGGUUAGUUUAGGUUAGUUUCUAUUCUUUAGAAGAUUAGAAAUGGGCGGUUUUGAACUCUUCCUCUCGAUUCUGCCAUUUACAUUUGUCCGUUUUUCCUUUACUUGGGCUUUUUUCACUUCGUUGCUAACAACCCUUCUGUGAGAAGCUUUAUCGCGGGUUCCGUCGCUAAGAAGAGCAACCAAUAGAUGUGAACAGUAGGGAGUUUUGCACUACGCGCUGGCAGGUCGUGUGUUUAUUUGUAUAUUUCAAUUUCAGACGACACAAAUAUCUGAAAUAAAAAUCGUAACCGGUACGGUACUGGCAUAUUCAGUUGAA